CGAACACAUGGUGGGAGGGGAAAGAUGGCAGCAGGGUUCAAGUCAGUGGAGCCGCUGGAAUAUUACCGGAAGUUUCUGAAGGAAAAAUGUCGGCCGGAUGGAAGAGAGCUGAAUGAAUUCAGGACCACUACAAUAAAUGUUGGCUCUAUUACCACAGCAGACGGCUCGGCGUUGGUGAAGAUCGGGAACUGCACUGUAAUAUGCGGCAUUAAAGCGGAGUUUGCAACCCCUCCGAUCGAUGCUCCUAACAAGGGCUAUAUUGUUCCUAAUGUUGAACUUACGCCGCUGUGUUCCCCUCGGUUUCGUCCUGGGCCCCCAGGAGAAGAGGCGCAGGUUGCCAGUCAGUUCAUUGCAGAUGUCAUUGAAAAUUCACAGAUCAUACUGAAAGAAGACCUGUGCAUUCAAAGUGGCAAGCUGGCAUGGGUUCUCUACUGUGACCUCAUAUGUCUGGACUAUGGCGGCAAUCUCCUGGAUACCUGUACAUGUGCGUUGGUGGCGGCUUUAUUAAAUGCACAACUGCCAUCUGUUAAAAUAAACGAAGAAACAGGCUUGGCUCAGGUGAAGCUAUCAACAAGAAAUCCCCUGAAAAUUCAUAAACACCCUUUUUCGACAUCAUUUGCCAUAUUUGAUGAUAAACACAUUCUUGUGGAUCCAACGAAUGAGGAGGAGAGUUUGGCCACUGGGUUGAUGACUAUAGUGACAGAUGAAGAUGGAAGGUUAUGUACUAUCAGAAAGCCAGGUGGCAGCGCUCUGUCAGCAGAAAAGCUUCAGGGAUGUAUCAGUCGAGCAAUCACCAGACACAAGGAGGUGCAGAAUCUGCUGGAUGAAGUGCUGGUCAGCGUAACGACGGAAUAAAAAAAAAAAAAAAAAUUUUAAAAUGAACAUGUAAAAAGUUUGUAUUUGUUAUAGUGAUGCACACCUUUUUUUUUUGUACUAAAUAAAACAAAUUUGCUAUGUGUA
Molecule: messenger RNA, 960 nt
Organism: Nanorana parkeri
Lineage: Eukaryota; Metazoa; Chordata; Amphibia; Anura; Dicroglossidae
Gene: EXOSC8
Product: exosome component 8
Exons: 11
Coding region: 25-855 (276 amino acids)
Biological process (GO): U1 snRNA 3'-end processing; U4 snRNA 3'-end processing; exonucleolytic trimming to generate mature 3'-end of 5.8S rRNA from tricistronic rRNA transcript (SSU-rRNA, 5.8S rRNA, LSU-rRNA)
Cellular component (GO): nuclear exosome (RNase complex); cytoplasmic exosome (RNase complex)
Source: RefSeq, a predicted model, not a curated record